Silurus meridionalis is the source of this 10178-nucleotide messenger RNA. It is a transcript of the gene sipa1l3, whose product is annotated as signal-induced proliferation-associated 1 like 3. The transcript is spliced from 22 exons. Gene Ontology annotation, cellular component: Golgi apparatus; plasma membrane; cytoplasm. Bases 473 to 5596 code for a protein of 1707 amino acids. The record is from RefSeq and is a predicted model, not a curated record. Lineage: Eukaryota; Metazoa; Chordata; Actinopteri; Siluriformes; Siluridae. Gene Ontology annotation, biological process: epithelial cell morphogenesis; activation of GTPase activity; establishment of epithelial cell polarity. Gene Ontology annotation, molecular function: protein binding; GTPase activator activity.
CCGGGAGGAGAGGGAGAGAGAGAGAGAGAGAGAGAGAGAAAGACGGAGAGCCACUCGUAGCUCACUGCUGAGCGAGAAACGACCAUUUACAUGUCGGAUUGUGGUUCAUUUAAAAGAAAAGUCUCGACUCUCGACACGGGAUUGGAACUGUUCCUUGAACCCACCAAAGAUCAACGUUUGAGAAGCACAGACGUGUUCCGCAGCCAUGAGGCAAACUGGACUAAGCGAUCACUGAGUUUUCUAAGGACUUGUCUGUGCCAGAAGGGAACACUACAUCACUCUGACUCGUCAACGUCUAUCAGGGGAGGCGUGGUCCUUUCCCACUGAAACAACAUGUGCAUAGGAAGCAGAGGACAAAGCCAGCGUGUGGAGCUCCUGCUCGCUCCUCUCAGCUCGGGAUGCACUCUUUGCUACAGCUUUUCCUGUUCUCCCCUUUGCCCCAUCCUACAGCCCUGAUAUUGCACUGGGCGCCAUGAACGUGUACAGAGACCCCGGCCCCCUGUCUCAGUCCCUUCCCCCGGUUCAUCUACGUCUGCCGCUCCACAAUGGCCACACCUCUCCGGCGGAGGCCAACUUAUCUCGCGUCUCCGUGCCCAAGAUGGGCGUACGGGCUCGCAUUGCCGAAUGGCCUCCAAGGAGGGUGCAGUCCCGAGAAUCGCUGCUGGAAAAUGGCCAGGGUGUGAAUCCAGAGAGCAGUAACGGAGAGGAGGGGUUUAAUCGAGGGGAUAUGGCGAGGGUGCCACUACUAGGGCCCAGCAAAGAUGCAGAGUUUCGAGAGGGAAGGGCUCUCAGGGAAGUCCCAGGUUCCCCUGCACGAUUCCGGGUCCCGGGAUUCGCUCCACUGACGCAGCGAUCGACAAGUGAAAUCACGCUGAGUGAACAGGAUGAAACUGAAGUGGAAGGCCGUCUGUUCCGGGUCUACGGCAGUACGUCAUCCAUCAACGUCCAAGCCGUUCCCGAGGAGAGCUUCUUUGACAUGCUCAGUCAGUUCCAGCAGGAGAUGCCGGACCAGCGCAGUGCUGCCCCUGCCAGGCUGGGAGAACUUUUGCGAGCCGAAUUCUCGCUCAACUCAUCGCCAUCUCCGGCCCCCUCCAUACCUCGCUCGGAAGACCGCCCCGAGAGCCGGGUGCGCAAAAAGAGUGGCGGCACAGAAUCAUCCCUUGGGACCUCUUCCCUGUUUCGGAAGCUACGCAAUGCCAAUAAGGGGGAUUCCGAAGCGUCCGCCGAGGACGCACGACAGUCUGAAACUUCCCUCAAACUUUGGCUGUGUGUUCGCAGCUUUGCGCACUACGACGCCCAAAGCCUUAUGUUUGACCUACACGAGGCAGCCGCCAAGCGCAGCUACGCAGCUCAGAGACGUAACACGGCCACAGGGGCAUCCUCAGCGUCUGCCACAUCCUCGGCCGUCUCGUUGGCUGUGACUCGCGCUCUGGCUCUGGGCGGAGCCGAACCCACCUUUCCUAGUACGGAUGAUUUAAGUUUUUUAAUGGAGGGAUCUACCUUGGCCACAGAAGCCUUGGAUUUGGCAGGACCAGACAGCUUAAACUCAGGUCCUCAGCAACAGCUACUGCUUACCUGCCCCAACUUCCUGAACGAGACCGGGAGUUACGGCGAGCGCAACGUGAGCUUCCUGAGCUCGUGGGCGGAGCGCGGAGAGGCCAGGCUGCGUAUGCGCUGUACUAACGCCAGUGUGGCUGUGUUGGAGAUUCGCCAAGAAGAGCAGGCCACACGCAUGGACAGACUGCAGCAUCACUGCAUAGAGCAUGUGGAUCUGGGAGCCCGAUAUUACCGUGAAUACUUCCACGAGAAAGAGCACUGGAACUAUUUUGGAACGGAUGAGAAGUUGGGGCCCGUGGCUCUGAGCAUCCGCAGAGAGAAACUGGACGACACCAAAGACCUGAAGGACCAAUACCAAUACCGCCUCAUCUUCCGUACCAGUGAGAUGGUGACACUAAGAGGCUCCGUCCUGGAGGACGCGGUGCCCUCCACCUCGAAACCCGGGACAGUGCGGGGUCUUCCCCUGAAGGAGGUGCUGGAGUUUGUGCUGCCUGAGCUGAGCAUAUCGUGUCUGCGCUUAGCUCUCAGCACCCCCAAAGUCACAGAGCAGCUGCUCAAACUGGACGAGCAAGGCCUAAGCCAGAAGCAUAAGGUGGGCAUCUUGCUGUGUCGAGCAGACCAGAGCACUGAAGAGGAGAUGUACAACAACGAGGAGGCCACGCCAGCCUUCACAGCAUUUCUGGAGCUGCUAGGGGACACAGUGUGUUUAAAGGGCUUCAAUAAGUACGCUGCCCAACUGGACACGAAGACGGACUCCACUGGGACACACUCCUUGUACACCGUCUACCAGGACUAUGAGAUCAUGUUUCACGUAUCUACAAUGCUUCCGUACAUGCCAAACAACCCCCAGCAGCUCCUCAGGAAGAGGCAUAUAGGAAAUGAUAUAGUGACCAUCAUCUUCCAGGAGCCUGGCGCUCUGCCGUUCACGCCCCAGAACAUCCGAUCUCACUUCCAGCAUGUCUUUGUGAUUGUGCGCGUUCACAACCCCUGUUCCGAGAACACCUGCUACAGUGUUGCAGUGACGCGCAUGAAGGACGUGCCCCCGUUCGGACCGCCUCUGCCUCCCACCGGCGUGACCUUCCGCGACCCCGCCUCAUUCCGAUCCUUCCUCUUGGCCAAGAUCAUCAACGCCGAGACCGCCGCGCACAAAUCAGAGAAGUUCCACACCAUGGCCGCUCGCACGCGGCAGGGCUACCUGCGAGACCUGGCUGAGAACUGCGCCAGCGGCACGCCGCUCGACACCAGCGGCAAGCUCAACAACCUCAUCUCGCUAGCCGCCAAGCGGCGCGAGAGGGUACGGGCACGCCCAGGGGCGGAGCUCGGUGCUGCUGGAGCCGUGGCCUGGCGGGUCGUGGCUCAGGAUUUCAGCAGGGGCGGAGGAGAGCUUCCGUGCGUGCUGGCCAUCUCUACUGAGUACGUUGUGCUAGCCGACUGCUCCACAAAAGAGGUGGUGUUCAACUGCUUCUGUGCCGACGUCAUCGGCUGGACGGCCGAGAGGCUAAAUUUAAAGCUCUUCUAUGGCAGAGGGGACCACGUGGCGCUGCGUGUCCCUGAGGGCGGCGCCCAGGACAUCAGGGAGGUGGUGCAGAGGCUGAAGACGCUGACAGUCGGCUGUGAGACGGUGGACAUGACGCUGAGACGGAACGGUCUGGGUCAGCUGGGUUUCCACGUGCGCUUGGACGGCACCGUUUCCGAGGUGGAGGAGUACGGCUUCGCCUGGCAGGCAGGCCUUCGUCAGGGCAGUCGAUUGGUCGAGAUCUGCAAGGUCGCCGCGGUGACGCUCACGCACGACCAGAUGAUCGACCUGUUGCGCACAUCUGUCACCGUGAAAGUGGUCAUAAUCCCACCGUUCGAGGAAGGAGGAGCACGCAGGGGCUGCACAGAGGAAUACGAGAUGAAGACCCAGGAGCAGAAAGGCGAUGCGGAGCCGAUGGCAGCGAGUUACCGUUCCACCCAGCGGGGUCCUGCGUGGCGUUGGGACAGUCCCCCUGCUGCGCCAUCAGCACAGCGCUGGACUCCUGUGGGGCCUCCGUCAGCUUCCGGCCGCACACACAAGGGCCUGGUGCCCGUCCCAUACAGAGAGCCACAACUCAUUCCCACUAAAAGGCCUGUCAGUUACCCUGAAAACCACUACAGUGUGUCUCCAGCAGGGGCAGAUCGGAGUCUGCCCUACCGCAACCCCUCAGCCAGUUUCUCCACCCCGGGAUCAAGUCUCAGCCCUGCAACCCUGAGUGGCCCAUUUGUCCGCUACAAACCCUCUCCAGACAGGUCCGGCUUGACCCAGCGCUCUCUCCAGCCGUACGACGCUAAUUUGACCCUCGAUGGAUCCAGUGGAGAUUCUUCAUCCGGCUUCACCAGCCAGGAGAGCACUAUGGAGCGCAGCAAAACAGAUCCCACGUGGCAUGUUUCAGUCCCGUCUCGGACUGCAUCUGGGGGUGGAGCUCAGAGGCGACAGGCUCGCCAAGAUUUACAAGGGAAGGACUCUCCAAACCGACACUCAAAGGGUGAGACACAGUACUCCAGCCACUCCAGCAGUAACACCCUGUCCAGUAACGCCUCCAGCAGCCACAGUGACGAACGCUGGUUUGACACGAUGAGCGCUGCCACCUCUGGUGCCCUCAGCGACCCCUGUGACCCAUGUGAUUCCCUUGACCCCGACCCCAUGGGGAAAGGAGGCUCUAGCGACAGUGGCAUCGACGCUUCCACUCUGUACCCGCCAGCCUCGAGCAGCAAAUCGAGCAAAGUGAGCCGGAGUCACGCAGGGACACCCCAUAAGAGUCUUCACUCUUCGGCCACGUGCGCCGGCCUGCACGAGCUAUCGGCCCCUACAGCCAGAGUGGGGGAGGGGCUUCGGCGAGAGUCAUCGCCCAUCAUUAAUGCUUCAGCCAGUCAGAGCAAGAGUUACCGCACACGCACAUUCCCUCCUCCUGGCUCAAGCAACGCUGACAGCUUCAAACCCAGAGCCUGCUUCACCCCUCAAGGCUUCAAGACCCCAGCUGUGCCUGAUAAGUCCCGGGCUUUCCGAGCCUUAACGGCCACACCCACUUCAGGUUCAGCUCAGCUGUCCACCUCUGCCCCCAAAUCUUCAUAUGUUAAGAACAAGCAGGGUGCACGGCAGCAGGAGGAAAGCAGUGCCGCUACGAUGACCUCAACUUCCAGCAGCAUAGACGGCAACAGCAGCAAGCAGGUGGACUUGAACAGUAAGAACGUUUUCGGUCAGCCACGUCUGAGAGCCUCUCUGAGGGACCUGCGUUCUCCUCGCCGCCCGGCACAAAAGAGCACUAUCGAGGACGACUUGAAGAAGCUCAUCAUCAUGGACACACCAGCUGACACCCCACAAGACUGUUCACCUCGGAAGACCCUUCAGCGGACCUUCUCAGACGAGAGUUUAUGUAGUGGACGGAGAGACUCAAGCUUUGCCAGCACACCGCUUUUUGAUGGACAGGCACCGAAUAGCGACCUGCUCUUCACCAGCACACUGCCCACCCGUCGCCAUGGCAGCAGCACCAACCAUGGCAUCCUUUUGCCCAAGAAAGUGCCAAUGUCUGCAUCGGAACUGUCUCUGACGGAGGUGAGGGAUAAAGUGCCCCCUAUGCGAAGACUUGACCCCGGCCUCAUGCCCCUUCCUGACACAGCAAGCGGUCUCGAGUGGUCGAGUCUCGUCAACGCUGCCAAGGCCUACGAAGUACAAAGAGCAGUUUCUCUCUUCUCGCUGUCUGAGCCUCAUGUUGGAGGAGCUGAACUGAGACCUCGACUAAGUCCAGUUCCUUUUCAUACACCACAGACCCCUCGCACUACACCCACUUUCAACAGUGAUGAGGUCCCUGGAAACCUGUCAGGCCGAUUGUACCACCUGGAGGUCAUGUUGAAGCAGUUGAAUAAUGAUCUGGAGAAGGAAAAGCAGGAUAAGGUUGUUUUGCUGGCUGAGAUGGCUCAUCUGAGGGAGAACAACCAGCGUCUUCAGGAGGAGUCGCUCUCUGCUAGCGAGCAGCUCCGCAAGUUCAGCCAGAUCCUCUCCUCCACAUCCGAAAGGAAGUGAAGUCUCACUCUAUCUAUGAGGAGAGAAAGCUAAAACCAGAGGCUGCAGUUAGAACAUGGAGCUUAUGGAUGACUUCCAUAGCCGAGCUGCUCACUCACAGCAUGAUGCCCACACUGCCCUUCAAUUCACCUCUGACACCAACCAUCAAGACUGAACACUGAGACUGAGAAGGAUAAGCGAGGAGAGCAGGACACAUUUGAUUUAUUUUGGGACUUUGGAUAUUAAACUGGAAGAGGCACAGACAUAGGCAUGUCUAUUUUAUUUUUUAGAACUCAUGCCAAGCGAGUCCCAAUGCCUUGUGGGAGCAUCAUGAAUACAUUCUUUUCACAGCUUAGUUUUCCGACUAUUGCUUUAUUUUUGUAAACAGACAAGUCUUACCAGAUACUGCGGACACCAAACUUGAGCCAGUUGAACUAAGAGAUCGUACAGCUUUGCGUUCAGAGAGGCCUAUUACUGUACAUGCAGCUCUUUAGCCAAAAAGACAGGGGACGGCGGUCCUGCGCUGAGACUACACUUCCCAGCAUGCAGCAGUACGCACUGUAGAGCGUGCCAAGGGUGAAACAUGGUACCGUAGUUUCAAUUUGAGGUACAAAACAACUGCUGAACUGACCCACAGGGUUUACAUACACUGAUUUACAGGUACAUGGAAUGCAAAAGAUCAAGAUAUUGGUAUUUACCCAACACAUCAGGGUGCUACCUGGACGGUAUGUGACCCUCUGCGUAAACAUCGUAGCUGGUCUUAAGCGAACGGUUCAGUGGAAGUCGAUCAGCCAGUUUGUGUUCGAACUUUUCACGAAUGUUAAUCUGAAGCUAAAAUCGUUUCCAUAAACACACACACUUCUUCAUGAACACGUUAAGGUUCAGAUCAAGGGUUUUGUCCAGGGGUUUGUCCAAGGGUUUUAGUUACAAUCACAGUCCAAAAUGGUACUGCUUUAUCAUGUGUGUAACAACAAAAAUCUUUUCAAAAGACAUUAGGCUAUAUGAGGACAACCUACUGGAAAAUUGUGAUUCUGGUUCUCUGGUAGGUUGCCCUUAUAUAGCUUGAUGUCUUUUGAAAAGAUUUCUGUAAGUGAUGCUAUACAGUGAUCUAAAAAAAUGUAUUCCAUGGUUUUACAUAUCAGGACAUAAUAAAAAUGAGCAUUAAAAUUGGGUAAAUACAACCUCAGAUGAACAACCAUGACAUAUUAAACCUUGUCAUUUACAAAGAUCUGGUGGUGUCCACCUAAGAUUGUAUUUUACCUGAUUCUAUAAAUACCAGGUUAUUUUUAUGUCCUGACGCGUAAAACCUUAGAAUUGAACGAGGGUGUACUUUCAUUUUCACAAGACAGUGUAUGACCUUGUAAGUAAAAAUGAACAGGUCUUAGAAUUAGGAAAAAUACAUGACAUAUUACACCUUGCCAUUAUUUAUUUGACAAAAAAUGUGUAUCUGAGCUAGUAUUUUUCCUCAUUUUAAGACCUGAUCAGUACCAAAUGAUUUUUAUGAUGUCCUGAUAGGAAAAAAAACAAUUCAAAGAGGGUUUAUUUUUAUUUUCACAAGACUGUGUAUAAACCUAAGCCAUAGCACGGUUAAAAACUUCUGAUUGGUCACACAUUUUGAUAUUAAUGCUCCCCUUUUAAUACAUUAUGGUUUAUAUUGUAACAGUUCAUUGACGGACCUGUUUGACAUUCCCCAAGAUAAACGUAACUUUAAAAAGUACAAAAUAUCAUUGUUUAAUUAAAGAAAAUUUUUAUUUGAAAAAUUUAAUCAUUGCUUGAUUGCUGUGUGGGCAAUUCAAUGAACCGCAUAUCAUAGCAUAGUUGUUUUUCUAUAACAGUAAAUUAUUGUGUUUUUAUAUUUUACAUGAAGACUCAUUUACUUUUGCCAGUUCCCAAGUAUAAAGUCAGCGGUCACAAAGCAGCGGAAAGUUUUUUUUUUUUUUUUUUUGCCCCCUUCUACAUACAUGAGCUCACAGAUGCUCGUGAUUGUGUAGUGUCUCACCCCGAUAGCAGGAUCAGUUUUGCACAGUCGGAAUCCCAGGUUACAUUUGCAACGUGUUUAUGGAAACUAUUUUGAGUGAAAAAGUCUGAAUUCUAGGUCAAACACAUUAAAUAUCUCUUCGGCUGAUCGGAUUAACUUUCACUGAAGCAUUCUUUUAAUUCCAGUCAUAUCUAAAAAUAUCAUGACAUCGUGUAGUGCAGGUCCUGGUCACACAGUGUUGCUUUCCACGUUCUUCAGAUGCCAUCUUUCCUCACCCCGUGGUUACUGAGUAUAGACAGAGUCAGUCCUUCACGCAAUAUCUCCUCAAUGUGUACUGUUUCUCGACGACCAGACGUGAUUGUGAAAAAAAACUAAUCAGUUGGCCCGUCUCAUUCCUCAUUGUUCUGCAGGACAAACACGGAGACCAAUCUCUUCUUCAAGCAUCACCGCCACUACUGUUAAACAGAUUUUCUGUAAAACACAGGACCAAGUAGAGCGACUGCUUCAAGAACUGUGAUGCUCAUCUGAUGUUCUCCUUCCUUUUUUUUCUCCAAUGCUUUGGCAUUGCACUGUGUGUAAAUUUCGGCUCCUUCGUUGAAUCGAGACACUGUAUGUCUGUAUGCAAGAGAGACACAGCAGCGCCUGCGCUUGUUCAGCACGGCGCCUUCCACACAAUAUAUUUUUCUAUUUACCUCUCAGUUUUAGGUGUAUCAGGUGACACGACUGUUGGCUGUUUUUAAAAACCAAUGCAUGGGUUACUUAUUCUGAUUUGUUCUUCCCUUGCACUGUAAAAAGUUCAGUCGCUCUUCAUCUGGCGUUUUUUUUUUUAUAUAGUGACCGUAAAGGAACUGGCGAGCAGAUUUUGUUCAAGAGCAGUUGCUCAUUAGCGCUCUCUGUAGGUACUCCGUAUUUGUGAGCUUUAAUAUGGCAUACUGGAACGACUCAAUCCCGACUGUCCCUUUACUCUGGUCUAACUGGAAAACAUCAUCUCGUAGAAUCCAUCUCAGGACCAACAAAUUCACCCUCUACGGCCUGAACUAUUUAUUCUAUUUAUUUGUCCGUCAGCCAGAGGGUGGCGUUAUGUUUCAUAACUGAUGUGAGUUAGAACACACUCUUACACACACACACACACACACACACACACACACACACACUUUAGGCAAGUGCUGUUUAAAGACUGGCAAAUAAUCGUACAACAGUUCAAGGAAAAAUUCACCCCGAAAGCCUAAUUAAUCGAAGCUUUAUUUUUUCGAAUAAAAUUCAGAGUUGCCUUUUUUGAUUUUAUUUUUUUAUUAUUGUCCUUGUUUGCUACAUUUAGCACAAUGCCAUUUAAAUAGCUGUUGAUUAAAAGAGAUUAAGCCCUAACUUUAUACAUUUAUCCGGCUUUAGUACUUUAGUACUUUCAUUUUUUGGCUCAGACAGAUCGUCCUCGCCCGAUCAUAGAUCAACAAUUAUUCCAAUCAAGCCUUUACUAUAUCAAAUGUGUCCUAUAGCUGAAUUGCAUUCUGGGACUUUUUGAGUCCUACCUUUCCACUAUUACUUUUACCUUGUGUUUCUCAUCAAUAGGAUGUUGUACAUGUCUGGAAAAAUGUUGACUAAUGAACGAAGCUCUUGCCCCCUUUUUUUGUUUUUCAGAGCCAAUAGCACAAUGUGAACCUACUCUGUGUGUGCUGAGGUUUUAUUUUUCCUUCCAUGCCAUAUUAAGUGCACAAGCAAUAAUAAUGUCUCCCUAUUAAAUUAGUGGUCACCCUGUCACUUCUCACAGAAAUAACAUGAAUCCAGCACGGCUCAUCAGAUCAGCACCAGAAUUAGAUAGAUUUCAAUUGCAACAUAUUUUUUCUUGUGUUUCAGGGUGGAGGUUUCUGUUGAAUCCAAGACCUUUUUAAAAUGCAAUUGUGAUUUCGGUGUUCUUUUUGAAUGCAUUAUUAGAUUUCUUACCCAAAUAGAAUGUAGAAAUAUGACAGAGCCUGUAUCUUGUAAAAUUCCCCUUCAUCAGUGCGCAUUGUCCUACUUUAUCAUUGCUAAACGCCAACAUCAGGUCAUCCUUUCCCCACCAGCAUGUGUGUGUGUGUGUGUGUGCUACUUCUACACAUACACACUUAUGGCCUCAUGUAGAGCUCUCCGUGUUGAAUAUACGCACCAUCAGCUGUCUUAAUUUUUCUGUUCAAGGGUGCAGGUGGAGGUGUUUUUAGAUUAUUUUCAGUUUUAAGCUGAAUACGAGUGAUCUACAGCUAGCUGAACUUGUGCACACGAAUCAAUCUUUAAACUAUAGUCCAGCUGUAUAAGUUGUUGUGUAUGUGUAAAAAUCUGGAUUAUUUAUUUUGGAUUUUCUGUUUUCUCUUGACACAUCAGCCAUUUUUCUGUGAAAAAAAAGAAAGAAAUAUUGGUUGAUUUUUGUUUAAGUAAAUAUGAUGUUUGAUUCCUGAUUACAUGUUUUUGUUUUUGUACAAUGCUUUUUUUUAUUUUUAUUUUUUUAAUUUUCUUCUUCUAUGCUGCCCUUCUUGGUUUGCUUUAUCUCAAAUCUCCUGGGUACCUCAUUGAUGAGUGUACAUUUAAUACGUGUAAAUUAUGUUUUCAAUAUUUUAUAAAAAAAAAUUAUAUAUAUUAAAAAGAUUUCUGAUUGAA